Messenger RNA from Pocillopora damicornis (cauliflower coral), 6674 nucleotides. Its product is annotated as tRNA (32-2'-O)-methyltransferase regulator THADA. Gene Ontology annotation, biological process: tRNA methylation. The record is from RefSeq and is a predicted model, not a curated record. Lineage: Eukaryota; Metazoa; Cnidaria; Anthozoa; Scleractinia; Pocilloporidae. Gene Ontology annotation, cellular component: cytosol.
ACUCUACUAUGACGCUGAUGACAAAGUUAAGCUUCGUUUUGCGAAUUGAACCACUCGAAGCAGCUUACUCCUUUCCUUAGCGACAGAGAACGAUUACAGACGGUUGGGUACCAACUAACUGAGUGGAUAUGCCUUACUGAUGGAUGAAACUUUCUACGUUCAAGAAAUCAAAAAUCUUAUUAGUACUUACAAAGAAUCUUGGCCAAGAUCAUGGCUAGAUGUUUGUGUCAAGACUGAAGAAUAUCUCCAGGAACCCACGUUUAAGCAGAAACUGGCAAUCCUAGAUGUGGUGUCAAAACUGGUUUUUGUACAAACACACAAAGGUGACUUAUCAUCCGAAACCCAAGAACUGCUAAAACCACUCACAAGUAUAUGGUGUGGGAUUUAUUUUUGCUCCCUCAAGAAUCUCAAACUUUGUCAGAAAGUAAAAAAGACAUUUGAAAUCCUUUGUGAGUUCAAGCACCAUCAUGCAAAAUGUGAGAUCAAAAGAAAUAUCCAAGAGCUUUUAUUGUCUACAAGCAAAGUUGUUUAUCAAAUUGAAGUUGUUUGUCAGCUCAUUGAUGCCUCUGCCUUUGGAAGGGAGUGUGUUGGAGAGCUCUUUGAAAACAUUCUUACAACCAUUUCACAAUGCUUAGAUUCCUUUUGUCAACAGAAUUGUGUAAAAAAACAAUCCAUCAAUGUGGAAUUGUCAGCUACCUGUAACUCAGGUAUGACAUGUCAAAUCAUUGUUAAGGCUGUUUUGAAGAUGUUCCAAUACUUCCCAAUUAAAACUGGUUCCCUGCUUCAUAGUUACAAGGCUACAUCAAGUGAAGAGAAAUCUCUCAUGGAAGUUAUCAUCAGCAGCCUGUGGAUGAUAUUAUUUUGUGAGACCUUGCCGAAGGAAUGUACAUAUUUAUGUGGGACAGCAACUGGCCUAUUCUUAAGCAUAGCUGCUGAUCAGAAUAUCUGUACCAAACAAACUAUUUCACAGUUACUAAUUGCAUCAGGAGCAUCUCUUGCAAAGAACCGAGCUGUACACGACCUUCACUCAGUGGUGAUUGGAUGUUUAAAAGUGAAUCUACCAUUACCUGAAUACAGACCCAUCGUGCAGCUAGCCAUUGUAGUGGGAAUCAUUAAAUCACAAAGAGAACAGAUACUGCUUGAGAUAGAAGAUCAAGAGGGUACUACUUUGAUAGAAGGUCUCCUAUUUCAGACAAUAUACAAGCUUUGCAAAGAGAGCAAAUGCUCACCUGUUCAUUAUGUUGCUUUUGAAGCCAUGAAGCAGUGGCUUGUUUCCAUUAAAGCUCUUUUAAAAAAGAAACAACUGUACAAAAGUGUCCACUGGAGGACAAAAUUGGAUUCAGACCAUACUUGUAAUCUCAUUGGUCUUAUCUGGGAGAACUUAGAAGAUUUUAUAGAAGGUGUUCCAAGCUUGGCUGUGACAUUGUUUGAUCUAUUUCUCCAAUGGCACAAAGAUGAAGAAAUUGCAAGAAACUCACUGGAUGAGCAAAUGUAUAGGUCACUAACACUAAAGGUUCUAGGACUUCCCUGGCAUGUGAAGGGAAGAUAUGGAUUGCUCUGCUCUCUUGUCCACCAUGUUGAGCUCCAGAAUAUUUUGGAGGCCCACCCUGCCAUUUUGGAUGACCUGAUUCGCUGCUUGGGAUUCAAUCAGCUAACCUCUGCCUCCACCAGUGCUUUCAAGGCUUUUCUUGAAAAGGGGAGAAACAGUUCAGGGAGUGAGCAGCUUGAUCAAAAGGAUGUGUCCGUGUUCAUGCAAAUUUGGGAGAAAAAUUGGAAAGCAAAAUUGUUUUUUGCCUUGACAAGUAAAGACAGAUUGCUGCAGAAGAAUGCAUGCUUGUAUUGGCUGCCAUGUGUACUCAAGUUGUUUCCUGAAUAUGUAGCCUCACUGCUAAAGGAACUUAGAGAUGCAUGUCAUAAAGCUGAGAACAGGACAACAGUUUUCUUGGGUUUUCUUUCAGUGUUGAAAGUUGGUCGUUCAUUAGCUCUUUUACAAGUAGAAGACUUGGAAGAGAAUUCUCUUAAUGAGGGUCUGACUCACUUACAAAACGACAUUAAAGCUACUGCACUGUCCGUGAUCAGUUUCACACCAAAGACAGCAGAGCCCCUUUCAACAAUGGAACAAAGGCUUCUAAAGGAUUUUCUUCCUAAUAAUUUGAAUAUAGCGUGUGCUCCAUUCAGGCAAACACUUUUCGUGUCUAUGAAGAAAGUACUUGGAAGAGUUAGGGAUAGUUGCUUGAUCUUGUUGAAGGACCAUCAUCAGGAAGACAUGGACUCUCUUCUACCUCAGACAGUUGAUGAAAUGUUAAAGUUUGUAGAUUGGUUAUUUCAGCUUGCAAUGGGAUGCUUCUUUCCAGGAGCUUCGUACCAGAGACAGAAGACUGCAAUGCAACUUUUGGUGGCUAUUUUCGAUGUCUUCUCACUGAAAUUGCAGCCAGACAAGAAAAAGGGUCAAGUACCAGCUUCAUGUCACUUGCUUGUUUCCUUGGCCAAUCGUCAUGGAUACUUUCAGUUUUUCUCCAUCAGGAGUGCUGUAAUAUUGUUGGGAUGUGUGGAAAGCUGCUACGCUGAUAUUCGUGAUGCAGCAGUGAUUAUUCUCCAAGAGCAAUUUUCGUGGCCUUUAAAGGUUUUAGAGAAUGAUUCCACUGGUAUAGCAUCGGCACACAUGCUGGUACAAAAGGCUGUGGUUCUCGCCAAAAGCCCAAAAGUUCAGGAUUGCGAGAAAGGAGCUGUUCUGUUCCAGUUAAUCCAUAGCAGGUAUGUUUCAAUGUUAGGGUGGGAAUUCAGUUUGUCAGCACAAGAAAUUAAACCUCCUACGUUGGGCGAGUUACCUAGCAGUGAGACGACCAUUCACAUGUUACAAGAAGUGUUGGCUGAACUUAAAGUGCAUUUUGAAGCUGCUCGAAAGAAUCUGAAACUUGCAUCGCAAGAUGAGCCAGGCCAUGGUAUUUCUCUAGCUUUGGCACAUUGCAUUCAAGAAUUAAGCUUAGGUGUUAUCAGUAAAGAUAAUCAGAUUGAGCUUCAGACUGUCAUACAACACACCGUUGAUAUUGCUACUAACAUCAUAAUCUACAUGUUGGACUUGCUUUCUGGAGGCCACAAUACUGAUACAAUUGGUGGAGCGUCGUUUGCCGAUAUCGGCGAAGCCUUGGAUGAAAUAGUCUCUUUGUCAAUGACUCACGAUGACGAGGGAAUAAAAGAAAUAUUUCCUGUUCACACCCACAAAGAUAUGGUGAUUUCUUGUUGCUGGCUUAAUAUUAAGUGUGCAUGUCAUUUGCUAGCAGUCAUAUUUGAAAAGACUACCACCCAACUCAAGCAUUUACCAGCAAUUCAGUUACUUCGUGAAGAAACUUUGAGGAAAGUCGCCGAGACAAUUUGGAAAGUUAUCAUGCAGUGUAGGCACCAGGGUGUUGUUCAGCACUGUAGGAGCAGUUUUUUGAAGAUUUGCCGGUGUUUAUUUCAAUCAUCACUACCAUGUCUUCACUCUGUACCAAGGAAGUGGCUGGAUGACAUGUUGAACACAGUGUCUUUAUCAAGCUCUCAAACCUCUAUCACCAGACGCAGUGCAGGACUACCUGUGCUGUUUUCCAGUAUUUUGGCAUGUGCACCAAGUUCAAGUCAAAGAUUGCUGUUGAAGCAGUGCAUGAAGUGUCUACUGGACAUUGUAUCGCUACCUAUUCCUGCUGUCAUAGACCAACACCUCGACCUGCCACAGGUACAUGCAAUCAACAUUUUGAAGCUACUUUACCAAGAUACGUCUCUUGGUUGUGAAAUUCUGCAGUACGCCUCACAGGGAACGAUAAUGGCCAUAGGUGGAUUUGCAUCUUCAUCAUGGGCGGUUAGGAAUGCUUCCAUGCAACUGUUCGGUUCCUUAGUAAAGCGAAUGCUUGGUCAGCGACGUACUGCAGAUGACGACACUGAAAUGAACACGAUGAGCUCGUCGGACUUUUUCAACAGCUACCCUGCUCUACGCAAAUUCUUCCUUUCUCAUUUGCAAAAUACACCGCGGUCAGCUUACAGUUCCUCCGCGCAGUUUUUUAAUCUGUCCAAACCAGAACUGUUUCCCAUUUUGACACUUCUGUCAAAGCUUUAUUCGUACUCUAAAUUUAACGAAAGUUCAGCGAGCCUUUUGCCGGAGUUUGUUCCUCACCUGAUGUUGUUGACUUCAAGCCCAUCGCACACAGAACGUGUUAUUGCAGCAAAGGCUCUAGUUCCGUUUAUUCCCCGUGAAAACCUGUUGGACAGGGUAGAGGAACUGGUCAAGCUUCUUCCAAGUCCAGAGUCGACUCAGGGUUUUUCGCAGAAUGUUCUUCAUGGGAUUUUACUCCAAAUUGGCGCCCUUCUUGAGGUUAUUCCAUGCUCUGCAUUUGCAGAAAGAGCAAGUGGUCUUUUCAAGGAAAUGUUGAAAAAGUCGUGGAUAUGUUCCUUGAGAAAUCAUUGUCCCUUAACGCGAGCUGCCUUCCUCAAUAUUGUGAUGAAAUAUUUUUCUUCCUUCCUUAAAGAUACCGAACGAGACGUUAGUUUACUGAAAUCAGUGGCUUUGGAGAGUUUAAGAGAACCUACCGCAGAGGUUGUUCAUCCAUUGCUUUGUGAAGCACAAUGGCAACGUGAAGUAGUCAGGGCGUGUAUCCAUUUUGAGUUUUAUUUCCCUCGGUCAGAAGAACAAAAAAGUCAACUAUCCCAACUCAUUUUGUCAACAAACAAAGAACGGAGAUUUGCUGCUUUGGAGUAUUUACUCAACGAGUCAUACAAAAUUUCAGACCCAGUCCUUAGCGAUCUCGUGACUCUUUUAAUCCACGAAACGGACCAUUUCUGUCUGGUGUCGGCUCUGGAUCUCUUUGUAAAAGUUUGUGCCCAGUCCGAUGUGUCCUUUCCGACCUACGCUAACGUAAAAGAACUUUGGAACAAGCUGACUUCUCUAGCUAAGAAGUCAAGAGGGGUAACUUUGGCUGGUAAAGCAAUUCCUGCAUGCAGUCUGAUUCUCAGGCAUACCAUUAACAUGAGUGUCUUACCAACCAAUUCAUUGGAGUUACGCGGAAUGUUAAAGCAGUGGCGUGAGUUGAUUCAAACAAACUGCGACUGGGAGCAAGAAGAACUAUUAAGACAGGGCACAGUCCAGUCUCUGAAGCUAUGCGGUGUUGCAAUAUUGAGCUUUGUGCUGGCAUGUAAAGGAGAAGCUGGCCUGCUCAAAUAUUUGUAUGUAAUUGAGACAGCCACAAGUGUGCUUAGUUCAACUCUGUGUUUGCUACAAGACGAAGACGAGGAAAUAAGAUUCAAUGCAGCUGAGUUUGUUGCCAUGAUUGCUGAGCCUACGAAGAGCUUAACGUGCUCAGCGGCUAUGGAACGUGUCUUUCAGUUUAUGGCGGACCAUGUUUGGUCCAUUCCCGGAUGUUGGAUGAUUAUGGAAACCAUGAUAAGGGGAUCAAAGUCCAUUGCAGAAGUAUUGAAAGAUUACUUGGGAGCGAGACUAAUGCUGUUUGAGCAGGAGGACGCUAAUUUAUACGCAGAGCCAGUGAUUUUGGCAACAAUGGUGGUCAAAUACUUCAAGCGUGUAAUCAAUAAGUUGCUUGGAACAAGAGAGAUCGAUUCAAAUGAAUAUUUCCACAACUGGUUUAUUGCGGGGUGUAACCAACUCACCAAAGACCUUCAGGAACUGAAAGAUUCAGGUAUAAAGGAAUGUGGCUCGCUCUCUAAUCCCAAACCUUCUAUAGUACGAUUUCGUAUGAUGUGCAUGGCUGAAGUGCUUUGGUUUGCUGUGAACAAUGGUCUGAGGAGUGAGUGCUGCCUGUCUGUAAUUAACGCUGUCAACGAACCUUUGGUGAAUAUGUUAGAGGAGAUAAUCCAGGUGAAGGAUGCGGUUCACCCAUGGCUCACAAAAUGUGCCAGCGACUUGUUAAUAAUUGUACGAAAAACAAUGGAUAGUGACUUGUCAUAGUAAAUCUUAUGUUACGGAACCGUUUUCAUCCCAUCGUUACUUUUCCUAACUUGAAUUUUGGCUCGUAGUAAAUCGUAGUUUUACCUGAUAGCACUGUGUCCUCUGUUUCUAUCUACAAUACAAGUACGAGGCUUGGUGUGGAGUAGCGUUGCCCGAUCACAUUUCUUUCCAGUUACUGGCUGAUCAGAUUUUUCGCAUUAAGAUCAAGAAAGUAAAUCCAGGCGAUUCAAUCCUUUAAUGAUCUCCGAAGAUCAAUUUCACUGAGUAAUUUGGUUGUGACUGGCUCGAAUGAGGGAAAAGUAAAGGAAUGUAGAGCAACGACGUCUAUGGGAACUACUGCUUGGUAGAACAAUUAUUCAGAAUCCUAAUUUGUUUUGUAAUUUCAUCUCGUGUAUGAUUUCGAUUUGUUAUAUCUUCUCAAAGGGAUAACAAACACGAGAGCCCGUAACCAUGUCACCGCAUCACUGUUUUUGGCGUUCUGUAGUUAGAGGAUAUUGAACAUUCCGGAUACAGUAGCAAAUGGUAAUCCUUACUAGUGGUAUUUAGAAGAUACAAAACUCUGCACUGUAUAUGACUCUCAUCUACUUAAAGAACUGGUGUUGUAAAAAAAAUAAAUGAGAAGGGUCAUUUUGAUGCGUAAAUCUAGAAGGGAUUUGCAAUUACUUGAUUAGAACUCUGGAUUGCCUUUAUCCAUUAAAAAGAAAAAAUUAAAAGUGCCUAUUAAAGAACAGUUAUGCUCAGA